Molecule: messenger RNA, 2694 nt
Organism: Letharia columbiana
Lineage: Eukaryota; Fungi; Ascomycota; Lecanoromycetes; Lecanorales; Parmeliaceae
Exons: 1
Coding region: 1-2694 (897 amino acids)
Biological process (GO): L-tryptophan biosynthetic process
Source: RefSeq, a predicted model, not a curated record
AUGCCCCACGCCACCACCCACCGCGUCCUCUUCAUCGACGCCUAUGAUUCUUUCACUAACAACAUCAUCGCCCUCCUCGAAACGAAUCUCCGCGUCGAAGUCACAACUAUCAAAAUCGAUGAACCUAUCCGGAACUUGGCAGAGUUCCUAAGACCGUUCUCCGCAGUCGUCGCGGGACCUGGUCCCGGCGACCCGAGGAAUCCUAAGGACGUAGGGUGGGUUCAAGAACUGUGGAAGCUUGGAAACCAGGAUUUGUUACCGGUUUUGGGAAUCUGUCUUGGGUUUCAGAGUCUCGUGCUGGCUUUUGGGGGAACGAUUGAUAGGUUAGGGGAGCCGAGACAUGGGAUUGUCAGGAGGGUUAGGGGAAAUGGGGAAAUUAUUUUUCGGGGGGUGGAGGAGGUAGAAACGGUUCAGUAUCAUUCCCUUUACGCUUCUCUUGGACCGGAGGGCAAGCAUGAAUGGACAAGGUCCUACGAAGCGAGAAGUUCAUUACUCAAAUGCUCGGAUCUCCGACCUUUGGCUUGGGACUACGAAAUGGACAAUGCCGGAGACCGCACAGAGGACGCCAUGUCUUCCAAUCCGCCGCGAGUUUUGAUGGCUGUAGAGCACAAGUCAAAGCCGUUCUUUGGGAUACAGUUCCACGCAGAAUCUAUUUGCUCAAAUAACAGUGCCCGAAAGGUCAUUGAAGCAUGGUGGGAAAUUGCAAAGAGAUGGAGAAGGCCACGCCGAGACAUUGAAUCUUUGCCGGCUUCACACCGUUCGUGUUACGCAGGCCUUGGAACCGUUCACAUUGACUCGAAGGACGAGAAUUCGCUCCUAGAAUAUCGAAGAGUACUUGAUGACUCGAAGAUUCAUUCGAACUCAAUCAGUGACCUCCGCAAUGGGCCAAAGCACAACCUGAAUCUCCAGGAAGACCUAAAAGGAUACAACGGUGCCUAUCUAUCGCAAGGUCACCGUCAAAAAAGCAAAGUCCGGGUUGAAACACGAAUUAUAAAUGUGGGAAAAGCCACUGUACCCUCGAUCUGUGAGACUCUUGGCUUGACUGACGGAGAUGCAAUUAUCCUGGACUCCGAAAUGCAUCAAAGGCAUGAUGUGGGAGAGCACAGCAUCAUCGGCAUCAUAUCCACAGACUCCAUGCAUUUCGAUUAUAAUGUUGGCACGAAUGAGGUCCGCCGAGUCCACAAUCAAUCGAGCGACACAAUAGAUCUUCGACGCUGUGGAGGGAGUAUCUUCUCAUACUUGAAAACUUUCAUGGCUCAGUACAAGGUCGAAAGUUCCAACACAGGGGUUCCCUUUUGGGGCGGUCUCAUGGGAUUUAUCAGCUAUGAAGCAUGUCUGGAGACCAUUGGCAUCACCCACUCGCAGCGACGCACCGAAAACGACUUCCAAAGACCGGAUUUAAGUUUCAAGUUCGUCGAACGAAGUAUUGUAAUUGAUCAUUUCCACCAAAAGAUCCAUGUCCAAACAAUCAAGCCCGAUGAUCAAGACUGGCUUGAUAAGACUACUCUGCGAUUAAAUAGCACAAGACCUAUAGCCCCAGUAUUUCCGACCCCAGAUCCUCUCUAUUUCAAUGCUGAAAUGUCACUCCCCGACGCUGCCUCCUACCAGUCCAAAGUCCGAGCCUGCCAAUCCGCAAUCCGAGCCGGCGACUCCUAUGAGCUCUGCCUGACAAACCAAGCCACCAUCCACCCCCAGAACCGUCUUCCAACCUGGCCACUCUACCUCCGCCUUCGCCAACUCAACCCAGCUCCCUUCUCCGCCUACGCGCGUCUCGGAAAACUGACUCUCCUGUCCAGCUCACCCGAGCGAUUCUUGCGGUGGUCGCGACCAACAGAGUCGUCAGGUUCCAAGACCAAUGACGCAUUUGACCGCAAAGAGAAGACCAUCAAUUGCCAAUUCCGUCCCAUCAAGGGCACCGUGAAGCGCCAACCUGACCCCAACACUCCACCACUUACCCUCGCCGAAGCGACAGCUCUGCUCGCGACGCCCAAAGAGCGCGCGGAGAAUCUGAUGAUUGUGGACUUGAUACGGCACGAUCUCCACGGCGUAGUGGGGUCGGGAAAGGUCAGUGUGCCGAAGUUGAUGGUGGUGGAGGAGUACGCUACGCUCUUCCAACUCGUCAGUGUUGUCGAGGGAAGUCUCAUCGUUGAAGACGGCCAUGACAGAGACACCAGCAACGGAAACAACGGGACUGACAGUCACCCCACCGACAGCACCCCCAAUCACCCCAGCAUGGGAAAGACCACGCAGAGCACCCACGCAGCCAAAACAGGCAUCGACAUCCUCGCCGCCUCCCUCCCACCCGGCAGCAUGACCGGCGCCCCGAAACUGCGCUCCUGCCAGAUCCUCCGCUCCCUCGAGAACCGCCCUCGCGGUGUAUACUCCGGCGUACUCGGCUACAUGGACGUAGGCGGCGGUGGGGAUUUCUCCGUCGUCAUCCGCAGCGCCGUGCGAUGGGAUCACAAUGCCCGUCCCAAGCGCGAAGCGAGUGGAGAAAACGGCGUCGUUGGAGAUGACAAUGUUACAGAUGGAGAUGGAGGGAACGAAGCUGAGGGCGACGAAUGGACGAUCGGGGCAGGGGGCGCGGUGACGAGUCUCAGCUCCGAGGAGGGGGAGUGGGAGGAGAUGCUCGCGAAGCUGAGGAGUACGUUGCGGCUUUUCGAAGGAGAUGGAUGUGGUGAAGGGAGGGGGUAA